Aspergillus homomorphus CBS 101889 is the source of this 2010-nucleotide messenger RNA. RefSeq lists its product as uncharacterized. Lineage: Eukaryota; Fungi; Ascomycota; Eurotiomycetes; Eurotiales; Aspergillaceae. The record is from RefSeq and is a predicted model, not a curated record. Bases 362 to 1903 code for a protein of 513 amino acids. The transcript has a single exon.
AACAUCUCCCUCAAUCGCGCCCCUUCUUCCAAAAACACACUGCCCUUGCCUUACCGACAUUUUCGAGACUUGUUUCAUUGUCCCUGCUACCCGUCGUCAGUCCCUCACAUUCGCGCCUGUCAUACACCGCGUCAAGCUCAAAAGAGGCCGCAACGGGAAAAGAGACAGUUUCGGGAGCUACUCGUUUCAUUGCCCCUUUUGCUUCUUAGCUGACUAUUGAGUGCGGCAUACGUGACCGUGCAUUGGAGCGGAUAACAUAUCGACGUGGCAUUCCAGUCCGUGUCCAAGUGGUGCGACAGAUUACAUCCCUUCAUCAUUCCAGGUCCCCAUCCCUUCUUACCACCCAGUCAAGUUCUCAGUCAUGAUCCAAGACGUCGAACACCCGUCAUCUACAGCCACGCCUGCUGUUGACAGCCUGAAACUCUCGUCGACCGCAAUGGCCCCGAUCAGAACUGAGGAGGGAUCCUGCCCGACUGAUGAUGCUGCUGUUCGACCGUCCCACCUGAACAUCCCUGUAACCUUAUUAGCACAGAGCUCGGAUACCGUAUCUCCACUACCGACAAAACAAUAUCCCUCGCACCCGUCCCUCCACCGUCGGUCAAACACCGAAAUUAUACAGCGGCACGCCCCUCUCCCCUCUCGAAAGCUUUUCUCCGACCAGUCAAAAACAUACGAAGACCUCGACAGCGCGAAUCACCGUCCCAACCCCCCGACCGAGAACACAACUCGCCGAAGACUCGAAGAGGGUGCGAAACGCCUGUCAGGCUGGUUUCAAGGAAGGUCGCAGCCCGCGAAUCUGGGAGUGGGAUAUCAGUCCGACGAACCGGACGACGAAGAGGACGCCAUGGAGCGACGAGGUGCUCGGGAACCGUACGUAAUGCCAACCGCCCCGACCGGCCUCACCAGCCGGGCACAGAAGCGGAUGACGGCUCCUUCGCCCUUGAAGCAGGUCACUUCGUCGAAUCCGUUCUCUUUCUUCGGCUUGAAGCGCCAAGGAGAAGCCAGGCUUGAGCUUCCGGAACCCGCGCACGACGAGUUCUUGAACCUCGACAUCAACGCUGCUCUGUUUCCUCCUGGGUUCAGUAACCUAGAAGGCCGGGAUGCUUUCGACGCACUACGAAGCAACGCAGACACCAUACUAAGACGACUACAAGCAGCAUAUAAGCAGCGGACGUUUGCUUUGCACGAAGUCUUGGCCGAUAAGAGUGAAAAACAGGAGGAACUCGAGAUAACGCGAACCCGUAUAGGCAACCUGAAGAUCCAGCUGGAUGGCAUGGCCGAGAAGGUUAUUCAGCAGGAGAAAGCCAUGAAGGCCAUGGCAGAAGAAUUGGAGCAGGAAAGGCAGUUGCGUCGCAGGGAGGAAGAGGCGUGUCGCCGCAGUGUGAUGCUUAUCAGAUCUAGUGACGAUGAUGAUAGCACUUCAGAUCUCGCCGCGGAACUUCAAACACCUAAGCGAAGCAUGAAACGGGCCAGUAAUGGUACGUUCACGAGCGACUCCGGGUUUGACUCGGGAGAUGAAAGUCUUGCGGAGAGUGUCUUUUCCCGUCGCGAAGUGCUCGAGUCACCGGCUUCAACCGUCGCGCCAUCCCCCAAUAUCUCUCAGGUUACCUUGUCGACUCCUACAUCAGCGCCUGUGAAGUCAAGCCCGAAGAAAGAGCUCAAGCCUGCCUCGGCCCCGCAAACACGUCAAUCUACGUACGAUCGGGUCAUCAAGGGUCUCACGCCUAAGGGAAUCACCAGCUCCUGGAAUAAUUCCUCGAAGUGCAACAUUUGCCAUGGCGUACCUUCCUCCGAAGCUUGGAGUGUGCUGGGUAUUCUCAAGGAAGAGAAUAGAGGCCUAAAGGAGCGCCUUGGGGAGCUGGAGAAUGUGAUAGAUGACUGUUUAUGCUUGGUUGGUCCCUGACACUGUGUCUUAUCACAACGCGAUCCUUGGGGGUGAACUUCUGCAAGUCCGGAACAUUCUCAGCGAACAGGAGCAGGAAGCUGUACAAGAACAACAUAUGUGAGUAU